This is a messenger RNA of Hevea brasiliensis (rubber tree), 3169 nucleotides long. Its product is annotated as ABC transporter A family member 2. The coding region runs from base 118 to 3030 and encodes 970 amino acids. The record is from RefSeq and is a predicted model, not a curated record. Lineage: Eukaryota; Viridiplantae; Streptophyta; Magnoliopsida; Malpighiales; Euphorbiaceae. The transcript has 16 exons. Gene Ontology annotation, biological process: transmembrane transport; lipid transport. Gene Ontology annotation, molecular function: ATP binding; ABC-type transporter activity; lipid carrier activity. Gene Ontology annotation, cellular component: membrane; intracellular membrane-bounded organelle.
UUCCUAUCAGCGUUCCCAAUCUAUCCCCAGGUGUUAACCAUGAACCAGAAACGAACCAUGAACCGCGCUUUUUAAAGCAGCUGGCCGUCUCAUUAAACCAACAAAGCGUUGAGAGCUAUGGAAUUACAGAGAGGAUUUCCUCUGCUAUACCAGCAAUUUAAAGCUCUAUUGAAGAAGAACCUGUCGCUUUCAUGGAGGAACAAGAGCGCCUCAUUCCUCCAGUUGUUUUCAUCCUUGUUCUUCAUUUUCCUCCUCUUCUGCAUUGAAAAAGCCAUGAACGCUGCCAACUCCGACACCACGGCGUAUAAGUCGGUACUCGAUCCUCAGCCUCUGGUUUCGCCGCCGAUCCCUCCCUGCGAGGACAAGUUCUACAUUAAGAAGCCUUGCUUCGACUUUGUAUGGAGCGGAAACUAUAGCGAUAGACUGAAUCGUAUUGUCAGUUCAAUCAUGGCAAAUAAUCCUGGCAGGGUGAUUACGUCCAAUAAGGUUAAAUCAUUCAGAACAACAGACGAUGUAGACUUUUGGCUUUUGAAUAAUCCUAUGCAUUGCCCUGGAGCUCUGCAUUUCAAAGAUAUAAAUGCCACUGUUAUCAGCUAUGGCGUACAGACUAAUUCUACCCGAGUUAUGAAUCGGGGGUAUUCUGAAGAUCCUACAUUCAAAUUUCAAAUCCCACUUCAGAUUGCAGCAGAGCGUGAAAUUGCUCGGUCUAUCAUUGGAGAUCCAAACUUUAGCUGGGUAGUUGGACUUAAAGAAUUUGCACACCCAGCAAAAAACAAUUUCUCUGUGUUGGCUUCAAUUGGACCAACUUUCUUUCUUGCGUUUGCCAUGUUUGGGUUUGUGAUGCAAAUUGGAUCUUUGGUGGUAGAGAAGGAACUCAAACUUCGCCAGGCAAUGAGUAUGACAGGUCUUUAUGAAUCUGCUUAUUGGUUCUCUUGGAUCACAUGGGAAGGAAUACUUUCACUCGUAUCAUCACUUCUCCUUGUUCUUUUUGGAAUGAUGUUUCAGUUUGACAUGUUCAAGAAAAACAAUUUUGCAGUUGUGUUUCUUGUGUUCUAUCUUUUUCAGCUCAAUAUGGUUGGUUUUGCGUUUUUGUUGUCAAACUUCAUUAGCAAGUCAUCUUCAGCCACAACAGUCGGUUUCUCGGUAUUUAUUGUUGGCUUUUUUACACAGAUUGUUACCAUAUUUGGAUUCCCAUAUGGUAUCCAUGUCGCUAGUAUUCUACGAACUCUCUGGUCAUUAUUCCCACCCAAUCUUCUUGGUAUAGCUGUGAAUUUGCUUGCUCAGGCAACUGCCACUCCUGAAGAUGUUGGGAUCAGCUGGAGUAGACGGUCAGAGUGUGUACGAGAUGAUAGUGCAGCAGACAAGUGUGUAAUAUCAAUUAAUGAUGUUUACUUAUGGCUUACAUCUACGUUCUUUGUCUGGUUUGUUUUGGCAAUCUACUUCGACAAUAUAAUUCCAAAUGCAUAUGGUGUCAGAAAACCUAUAUUUUAUUUCUUAAAGCCUGGGUAUUGGACUGGAAAAGGUGGAAAUAGAGUGGAAGAGGGUGGCAUUUGUAGUUGCAUGGGUUCAGUCCCACAACAAGAGCAUAUUACUCCAGAAGAUGAGGAUGUGCUUGAAGAGGAAAAUAUUGUUAAACAAGAAGCAAAAGAUGGCUUAGUCAAUCCAGAGGUUGCAGUUCAGGUACGUGGACUUGCAAAGGUAUAUGCUGGGACUACGAAGAUUGGUUGUUGUAAAUGCAAGAAAACUUCACCUUACCAUGCUCUCAAGGGCUUAUGGAUGAACUUUGCAAAGGAUCAGUUAUUUUGUCUCCUUGGACCAAAUGGCGCUGGAAAAACUACCGCAAUCAAUUGUUUGACAGGCUUAACACCUGUGACCAGUGGAGAUGCUUUGAUUUAUGGAUAUUCCAUUCGGAGCCCUGUUGGCAUGUCCAACAUUCGAAGAAUCAUAGGAGUUUGUCCCCAGUUUGACAUCCUUUGGGAUGCAUUAUCUGGUGCAGAGCAUCUCCAUCUCUUUGCUAGCAUUAAAGGCCUACCCCCAGAUUCAAUAAAUUUGGUUGCUGAGGAAUCAUUAGCAGAGGUAAGACUCACUGAGGCAGCUAAAGUGAGAACCAGGAGUUACAGUGGAGGAAUGAGACGCCGGCUCAGUGUUGCAAUAGCACUUAUUGGGAACCCAAAGUUGGUCAUUCUAGACGAACCGACUACUGGUAUGGAUCCAAUAUCGAGAAGACAUGUCUGGGAUAUAAUACAGAAUGCAAAGAAAGGUCGUUCCAUUGUCCUGACAACACAUUCAAUGGAAGAAGCUGACAUUCUAAGUGAUCGCAUAGGAAUUAUGGCCAAGGGUAGGCUCCGAUGCAUCGGAACAUCAAUCAGGUUGAAGUCGAGAUUCGGUACCGGUUUCAUCACUAAUGUGAGCUUUAUUGAAAGCAAUGCUGAACAAUCUCCUCCAAAUGCAUCCGUGGAUCUUUCCAAUCAACACGAGGAUGUAAAGCAGUUUUUCAAAUAUCAUUUGGAUGUAAUGCCAGCAGAGGAGACCAAAUCCUACCUGACUUUUGUCAUUCCCCAUGAUAGGGAGAAGCUUUUAACGAGAUUUUUUUCGGAGCUUCAAGAUAGAGAAAGAGAAUUUGCUAUAGCCGAUAUCCAAAUUGGCCUUGCAACGCUUGAAGAAGUUUUCUUAAAUAUUGCCAAGCAGGCAGAGCUAGAAAGUGCUGCAGCUGAGGGGAGGUUGGUUACUUUGACCUUAACAUCUGGAGCCUCAGUUCAGAUACCUAUAGGAGCUAGAUUUGUUGGGAUUCCGGGAACACAAUCUCCAGAGAAUCCUAGAGGCAUAAUGGUUGAAGUAUACUGGGAGCAAGAUGAUUCCGGUUCUCUGUGCAUUUCUGGUCACUCUGCUGAAAUGCCUCUGCCUCUUAACGUUCAACAAUUUAUUUCUGCAUCACAGCCACGUUCUAAUAUAAAUUUCCUCCGCCGGGGUAAAGAACCAGUUUAUGGAAUCAUGAUCGAUCCGAAUCAGAUUAGUCCUAGUAAUUAUUAACAAUCAUAAACUCUUAUUUAUUCUAUUAUUCUACACCUCUCUGAUUUAGCGGUAUUAGUCGAUAGCUUUUUCUUUGGCUAUUUGUAUAGGACUUGAUAUUUGAAUAGUUCAAAAUAAUAUCUCUAUUUCCCUUCUGGUA